CUGGGACCACACACAUGGUAAUGGCACCUAAGUCUUCAGACUGACUGAUCUCAUCAUCUUCUCCACUUCCAUCAUCAUCAAACGGCUCACAAUAAAAAAUGGCACUCCAACGGCUGACUUUCCCCUGCACCCGCCUGCACCCUAUCAUUUCCGGCAUCUCCCAGCCAGUGAGUGAGUCCCAAAUUUAUAAAAAAAAAAAACGCUUUCUUUUUUCCUUUUCUUUUUCAGACCUCUCUUUCCUUUUUCCUGUUCUUCCUCUGUUCUCUUCUCUCACUUCUCUCUGAGCUAACGAGAGAGAGAGAGAUUCUUCUUCUCUGUGCAUUACACUUCCAGCCAAGCCACAACAACAACACCAAAGCGCAUUCCUCGUGACCAACUCUUCCUUCUCCCCUCUCUCUCUCUGUUUCAGACAACACAACCCUCGCUGUUCUGAUUUCCCUCGCCUUUCCCCCCUUCCCCUGCUUCAAGCUGGUGACCAGCAGCAGAGUUCGCCGGGAGCAGAGGAAAGGAUGACGUCCGACGGGGCGACGUCGGCGGCUGCGGCGGCAGCUGCCGCAGCGGCGAGGAGGAAGCCGUCCUGGAGGGAGAGGGAGAACAACAGGAGGAGAGAGCGGCGGCGAAGGGCUAUCGCUGCGAAGAUCUUCACUGGGCUCAGGGCUCAGGGGAACUUCAAUUUGCCCAAGCACUGCGACAACAAUGAGGUCUUGAAGGCUCUCUGCCAGGAAGCUGGAUGGGUCGUUGAAGAAGACGGCACUACUUAUCGCAAGGGAUGCAGGCCUCCGCCACUUGACAUAGUAGGAACUUCAACGAGAGUAACUCCAUACUCAUCUCAAAACCCAAGUCCAAUGUCAUCUUCAUUCCCAAGCCCCAUUCCAUCCUACCAAGUCAGCCCUUCAUCUUCAUCCUUCCCAAGUCCAACCAGAACCGAAAAUAACAACCACACACCAUCUUCCUCCUCCAUGUUCCCUUUCCUAAGAAACUCCAUUCCUUCAUCUCUCCCGCCACUCCGAAUCUCCAACAGCGCCCCGGUCACCCCACCACUGUCCUCCCCGACUUCCCGAAACCCCAAGCCUACGAUCCCCACCUGGGAGUCCAUCAUGGCAAGGCAAUCCAUGGCAUCAUCAUUCAGCUACCCGUUCUAUGCUGCCUCUGCACCAGCCAGCCCGACUCAUCGGCAGUUCCAUGCUGCCCCGCCGGCUACUAUACCCGAGUGUGAUGAAGUGUCCGAUACUUCGACGGUUGAAUCGGGGCAAUGGAUCAGCUUCCAGAAGUUUGCCCCUGCCUUGGCUGCUGCAAUGCCAACAUCACCAACUUACAACCUCGUGAAGCCGCCGGUGGUCCAGCAGAGUCUUUCUCACGACACGAUCAUGGUCGAGAACGGGAGGGCGAUGAUGGAGUUCGAGUUUGGGAAUGGCGAGCAGGUGAAGCCUUGGGAAGGUGAGAGGAUCACUGAGGUAGGGUUGGAUGAUCUUGAGCUCACUCUUGGGAAUGGGAAAGCCAGAGGUUAAGUGAAAGAUAAAAUGCCGGUUGUCUCAGUUCUUGGUUUCCAAAGAGGAUAACAACUGCAAUACAGAGAGAGACCUACGAAGAACAAAUGCAUCAUACUCGGGAACCAAAUCCUUGGGGAGGUUCUGAUUGAAGAACUGAACUUUUCUUAUCUAUGAGUUUCUUCUUCUCCAUGGUUUACAUUUAGUUUCCUGUCUUCUGGUUUAGUGCUUUUUCUUCCUCUUUUUAUCGUUUUUGAUGGUGAUGGAAUUGGUUUGGGGAUGAUCUAAAUCUUUAUUACAAGCAUAUUACUUGUAGAUAUUGUGGGUUGGGAAAUUACUAUGAAUCUAUGAUGAUCAUGGUGGGGGGAAUUGGAGGAGUUACUGUUACUCCCUCUCUUUGUAGACCUUUUUUUUUUACUUUGUAGACUGAUGAAUCCAGAAAUGAGGGGGAAAAAAGAACAACCCUUUCGAGUCUAUCAUGAGAUGAUUAGUUUGCUGUUCUUGAUUACCUUUAGCUUCAUUUCUCUGUGCCACAAAUUUUGUUGUUGAGGAUGACAGUGUUGCUGUUGCUAUUUCCUUGUCGUGUUCUUCAGUAUAAUGAUAUGAUAGUUUUCCACCUUUCUGUUUCAUGCUGAUAAGCUCCUGAUGUCAUUCGAUCCAAGUUGCCAAUUGGAAGAAAACUGCUUCAUUGGUUUGCUCUGAAUUGGUUUUAAAAAUGUUAGGCACCGUCAGCUAUUUGUUUGUUUACAAAUCUGUAGCAAACAGCUUCAUCUUAGCUUGAACUGACAGUAGCAUACACCUG
Molecule: messenger RNA, 2289 nt
Organism: Linum tenue
Lineage: Eukaryota; Viridiplantae; Streptophyta; Magnoliopsida; Malpighiales; Linaceae
Source: the annotation of a GenBank genome assembly